Penicillium cataractarum is the source of this 3141-nucleotide messenger RNA. RefSeq lists its product as uncharacterized. The record is from RefSeq and is a predicted model, not a curated record. The transcript is spliced from 9 exons. Gene Ontology annotation, biological process: glycerophospholipid catabolic process. NCBI's taxonomy places the organism in Eukaryota, Fungi, Ascomycota, Eurotiomycetes, Eurotiales, Aspergillaceae. Gene Ontology annotation, molecular function: glycerophosphocholine phosphodiesterase activity; protein binding. Bases 1 to 3141 code for a protein of 1046 amino acids.
AUGUCAAUUGCGACUCAAUUUCGACAACAGGUUACUUUACUCGACAAUCUUAUCUCUGAGAUCAACAGAGUGCAAGUGUUCUAUGAUAAAGUUUACUCCACGGUUUGGGACGAAAUCUCGGGAAUUUCCCCGGGCCCACGUUUUCCUGGCCAAAAUGAUUGGAAACUUGCAGAUAAGCCUGAAUUGCAAUUUCAUCUCGAAACGCUCGCUCAAUGUUUCGUUGCUCUUACAACGCUACAAACAUUUGGAGCCGUCAAUUCGCGGGGAUUCGAAACGCUCUGGGGAAAACUUGAUCGGCUAAAACCACAUCCUAGCGUAGCAGCCAUGCUUGAUGAACUCAAGUUGAAAUUAUCGGCCGCACAGUUCUCAUGUCAAACUGAACUAAUUUACGACUUGGGGCGCCUACGGACGUCUAUCACAACAAUCAUAAAAAUCUUAUCUUGCAAUUCCUUCACCUCUCAACGCUCCUUGAUCCUGCAUCAUUUCGCUCAAAAUUCUUUCCUUACGUUGGACAAUGUCGAUGAUCUUCACCAGGCAAUCCGGGAUGGCAACGCCCUUGCUUUAGAGAAGAACCUUCGAGAUCUCGAGGGCACAGUUGGCGUGGAGAAACGGCCAAUUCAGGAACUUUUGUCUGUUUUGGUACAAGUCUCGAUGGUCUAUGGUUCCGAGGCCUGCCUCAUAAAGCUUCUCCAAAUGUCGCAGUCACUCCAGACGGAUGAAGACUUCACUAAUGUCUGUCUUCCCUCUGUGAUAAACAAAACAAUCCUCAAAAUCGGCCACCAGAGGACUUUUCUUGAAUCCCUUAGCCAAAUUACAAGCUGCGACCAUGAACAGGUUACCCCCAUACUUGGUGAUACCAUGUUAUCUCUACUGAAAGGUGUCCUCGCAAGCUUCGCCACCAAAAUUCAAAUAUCCUUCACACACAAGACUUUUUACAACCGUGUAACUCUUCACUACGCCGCGCAAUAUGGGCUUGCGGAUGUGUGCCAGCUCCUUUUACGCCACAUGCAAGUGUCAGACUCUGACCACGACCAUCCCUUGUCUGAAUCGAUUCUACUGGAAAACGAUUUUGGGAACAGCCCUCUAAGGCUUGCCAUUCUAUAUGGAUUUGAGGAAAUAUCAAGACAUCUUCUUGAGUAUCUGAGGUACAACGAGGGCUUUGACAGUCAUGAUGGGAAACCAGUGCCAGGGUCCCUCGUUAUCGACGCUGUCAGCGGUAUCAACCCAAGUCCAGAAUUCUUGAAAUCUAUCGUCGCGGCAAAAGCGAAUGUGAACUACCAAGGCCUCGCCGGGGAGACGGGUCUUUAUAUCGCGGCACGUUUGGGAAAUACGGAACUGGUCGAAUGUCUCUUGGCCUUGGGCGCCAGCCCUGCGUUCGUGGAAAACAACAAGGGCUGGUCUCCUUUGAUUGUUGCUUCCGUGGAGGGGCACUUGGUUAUUGUUGAAGCUCUUCUUCGAGCUGGUGCUGACGCAGAAUAUAAAGAUCGUCGGGGAUGGACUGCCUUAGACCAUGCCGCCUUCAGGGGCCAUAUUACAUUGUCGCGGAGAUUGAGACAGUCAAUAUCCCCUAACACUCCCAGCUACCCACUGUCUGGCUCGGGGACUGCGCCUCAUGCCGUCCGCAAAAUUUCAAGUGUGACGAGUCAAACUGUGAUUCUCGUGAAUCUGGGAUCAUUUGAUUCGAAGAAAAAUGUGAAACCUAUUGACAUCAAUCAGUAUCAACUUCAGACUGAGUCAAUUGCGGAGUCAGGAGCUGGGUUAUCGAUUGAAAUCUCCCUCAUUGGCGGGCAGGGUCCGUCAUAUAGUGUCGACUUACCCAUACUGGAGGAUAUGACGAACAAGCCAUGGGCUUUCUAUACGAAUGACCCUGAAAAUGCCAGGAUACUGUUCAAAGUCCGUCGCGAAACUGUGAACGCAGACAAACUCAAGGAAUAUGAACACAUUGGUAGUGCGGUCGCACUUCUGGAGGACCUCAAGCAGGGAUUGGGAUCAGCAAGAGAAAGUCUCAUUCGAGACUAUAAGAUCCCUGUUUUGUCAACCGGGAUUCUUGAUCACAUUGGAGCUAUUACAUUCAGCUUUCUUGCCGUUAAACCUUUCACACAGCCAAAGUUCUCUCUACCAGCAAGGGACACGCUCUGGAAAGAAGGCGGGCGGACCAAAGUUGUGGGACAUCGAGGCCUCGGUCAAAAUAAACCAGGUGGCAAGCAUUUGUCUAUCGGAGAGAAUACAACACUGUCAUUUCUCACGGCCAUCGAUUUAGGCGCAGAUUGGGUAGAGCUCGAUGUUCAAUUGACCAAGGACCUUGUACCCGUUGUAUACCAUGACUUUCCUGUUAGCGAAACAGGAACGGAUGCGUGGAUGCAUAAUUUGAGUCUCGAACAAUUCAUACAUAUCAGUGACUGUCAAUCAAGACCAGAAAAGGCAUCUCUAGUAGAGCCUUCCUCACGAAAAACGCGAUCGUAUUCUCUGGACCCCAGCAAUGAUUGCAAGCCCGUUCAUAUCAUGGAGCAAUUGAAACAAACUUUUGAGUUCAAACAAAAGGGAUUUAAGGGUAAUCUUAGAGGGGAUUUUAUUCAGCAGUCAUUUUUGACGUUGAAUGAUCUACUUUCUCAAACGCCUGACUCCGUUGCUCUUAACAUUGAAAUCAAGUACCCUAUGCUCUUUGAAGCGGCUGAUGAUUGGAAAUCAGACAUAUUUGUCAUUGAAGUGAAUUUGUUCGUGGACACCAUUCUGUCGACCAUUCUCUCACAUCCUUCGUGCCGCCGUCGUCCCAUCCUGUUCUCUUCCUUCAGCCCAGAGGUUUGCAUCCUUGUAUCCCUUAAACAGAACGUCUUCCCGAUACUCUUCCUCAAUGAUUCUGGAAAUUGGCCCACGGGCGACGUGAGAGCGUCUAGUUUGCAGGAAGCAAUUCAUUUCGCAUCAAGCUGGGGCCUUGAUGGAAUUGUGAUGGCAUCGGAGCCAUAUGUGUUUGCACCGUUGCUAGUUGGUGUCGCAAAAGAAAGAGGGUUGGUGACAUCGAGCUAUGGUGCUUUAAACGAUGACCCCGAAUGUGCCAAGAUCCAAGCUGCUGCGGGGAUAGACCAAAUCAUUGUGGAUGCAGUUCAUUUGAUUUCUGAAACUCUUGGCAGUGUCUCUCUGUGA